UAGGUUUCUGCUGGAAGUCGCGAGGAGUCAGAUCGGAUAUCCGACGAGGGGCCUGUUGCAGGACUAGGCUUAAGUAUUGAAUUAUUGAGCCAGGGUUCUUUGUAAACUUCAUGUUUUAAUUUGGUUACAUCUUAGCUUGCUUGCCAUUAGAAAAAAAUCAACAUGGCAUACCGAAUUAUUUGCAAGUCACAUGGAAUCCUUCGCAGUGGAGCCACGCUUCUCCAAGUGCGUUACCUCAGCACCAGCAAUGACAGACUGAGUAACAACUACCGUGCUGUUGUUGUUGGAGGGGGUGCUGGUGGUCUGGCCAUGGCAAGCAUACUGGGAUCAAAGUUUGGUAAAGCACAGGUGGCAGUAGUAGAACCUUCAGAUAACCACUAUUAUCAGCCAAUGUGGACAAUGGUAGGUGGUGGUCUAAAGACCUUCGGACAGUCUGCUCGGAUGACUAAGGACGUUUUCCCAUCCAAAGCAACAUGGAUACAAGAUUCAGCUGUUGGAUUUGAUCCUGAUAACAACACAGUUCUAACAAAAGAUGGAAAGCAGUUAAAAUAUGACAUACUGGUUGUUGCAAUGGGUUUACAGUUGCGUUUUGAACAAGUCAAAGGAUUACAGGAAGCACUUGAUAAUGACCCAAUGGUAUGCUCCAACUACUCAGCUGACACCGUACUGAAGACUUUCCCAGCCAUUCAGAAGCUUGAAGCUGGCAACGCCAUCUUUACAUUUCCAAAUACGCCCAUUAAAUGUGCUGGCGCUCCACAGAAGAUAAUGUACUUGGCUGAGCAUUACUUCUCAAAGCAUGGAAAGCGGGACAAGAUAAAUAUUAUCUACAACUCAUCUCUUCCUGUAAUCUUUGGUGUGCAGAAAUAUGCAAAUGAGCUGUUGAAAAUUGUGGAAAAGCGAAAUAUUGAUGUUAAUUUUAGACACAAUCUAGUUGAAGUGAACCAUGAGAAAAAAGAAGCAGUGUUUGUAAAACUUGACUCAGAAAACCAAGAUACUGUCAACUUCAAUUAUGAUUUCCUUCAUGUGACUCCGCCAAUGAGCCCUCCUGAAAUACUGAAAAACAGUCCGAUUGCAGCAGAGAAUGGCUUCCUAUCUGUACACAAGGAGACUGGUCAGCACACCAAAUACCCAAAUGUCUUUGGAAUAGGUGAUUGCACAGAUAUACCAACUGCAAAGACCGCAGCAGCUGUUGCUGCUCAAUCCGGUGUGCUGAAGAAGACAAUAGAAGCUGUCUUAAGUGGCAAAGAACCGCAAAAAUUAUAUGAUGGAUAUACUUCUUGCCCAUUGGUUGUUGGAUAUAAUAAAUGCAUCUUAGCUGAGUUUGACUUCAAUGCUCAACCACUUGAGACCUUCCCAAUUGACCAGGGUAAGCAGAGAAGGUCAAUGUACUAUCUCAAAAAAGACAUGAUGCCAGAGUUCUACUGGAAGGGCUUGAUCAAGGGUAAAUGGGCUGGACCUGGUGGAUUCCGUAAAGCUUUCCGUCUUGGAAUGGGAAAGUGAAUUAAUCAAGAACAUUUUCAAGAGUGCCAAAACUUAGAUUAUUUUGUUUUCCUAUAUUCUUAUCAAGAAAAAAAAGCAUGAUUUAAAAGUCAAAAACAAUCAUGUAUCUGGAUCAAAACAUAAUUACUUGAAUUUGAAGCAACUGAAAUCAGUUUUGUAUAUUUAUAAUCUACACAUGAUAUUUGUUGUCACAAUGUAUCUGUAGUAUAAAAAUAAUUAUAUUGUCUUCCAAUUAGCAUAUUAACUAUUAAUAUGCCAAUAGUAAUAAGAUUGUAUUUCAACUGUUAAAAAUUUGUAAUCUUGUUUUUUAGAUUCUCAUAAUCUUAAUUUUUUUAUGUUUUCAUUUAUAGCUGCAAACCUUUUUAAAAUCACUGUUUUAUAAUCCAUCAUUUUAUAAUUGCUUCUAUUAUGGAUGCUUGUUUGUGUUUGGCUGUAGUACACACAGCCUUAUUUGAUGGUAUACCUUGUAAUCGGCUGAAGCACAUAGUCUCAAUUUGAUCCAUAUUUUUGGUUGGACAUAGUAAAUAGCCUUAUUUUGAUCCGUGUCCUGAGAUUGGUCGUGGCAUGUUCAUCAAUAGUUGGGAACUUUCGAUGUAAUGACCUCACUAAAAGUCAUCUGUGCAUUCGAGAACAUUAAUUUCUUGUCGCAUGAAUUCUAGGAUGCAAUUUACGUUGUGCAGAGAACAUAGGUUAGCAGGGGUGGAUUUACCCCCCCCCCCUUUGGGAAGGUCAGAAAAAGAAAAUCUUGAUCUCCGAAAACGAUUCAGAGAUUAUUUUCGGGCAUCUAGAAUACAAGAAUUUCGCGGGGGCAUGCCCCAGGAUCCCCUAGAGUAGUGUUAUCUCGAUCGGCCCCACUUUUGGACAUCUCUGGAUCCGCCCCUGGGUCAGUCACACAUGAGCGAAGCGUCGUCAUGCAAGCAAAUAAAAAGCUUGUACUCUGUUUCCAAAGAUUUUUUUCCAAUCAUUGGAUAGUUUUUAUUUUCUUUUUCAGUUUGAAAUUUGAUUACUGUAAAAGUUCCAUAUACGUUUACUAUAUUUUAUUUAGUUUAAACAGUUCAAAAUGUCACAAUUUGAAAUUUCAUAGUUCGUUUCAAGUUUAAGGGAUCAUAUUUUUUUUCUUUUUUUUUCUCAUGAAAAUUCGAAAAAUGAUGAUCUUGAAAUAACAACAAUCAUUAUUUUACUCUUUUGGUGGAGGGAGGGGUCAGAGAAAAGAGUAUGUAUUUUACUUUCAUAAAAAUGGUGAAGAUGACCACUGAUGUAUUGGGAGGGGGUUGCAUUUAAAUUGAUGAAUUCAGCAAUUGCAUUGGCUUUCAUAUCUAUAAAGAAUAUACAGUAUCUGGAUGUUAUUAAGCCAAACACAUUCAUAGGUUGUACAUGGAGACCACAACAUGAUGGAAAGAUACUGUACAAUAAUCAGAUUUGAAGAAGAGCUUAUUCAGAAAAUGUUUAAAACAGUAUUAAUGUUUUUAUUGAAGGACAUUUAAUUUUUCUAGUCUACACACAUAUUUGUAGAUGUCUUUAUUAAACAUCAGUUCUAAGAAUUUUGGUGGGAGAAUCAUUUAUGGUUCACUGCAUGAUACAGUACUGCUAUACAAUAAAAGUACCAUUUUAA
This is a messenger RNA of Anneissia japonica, 3112 nucleotides long. Its product is annotated as sulfide:quinone oxidoreductase, mitochondrial-like. Bases 163 to 1500 code for a protein of 445 amino acids. The transcript is spliced from 9 exons. Gene Ontology annotation, molecular function: sulfide:quinone oxidoreductase activity; FAD binding. Gene Ontology annotation, cellular component: mitochondrion. The record is from RefSeq and is a predicted model, not a curated record. Lineage: Eukaryota; Metazoa; Echinodermata; Crinoidea; Comatulida; Comatulidae.